UGUCAGCGACACAUGUAGAGCGAGCGGGACCAGAGAGAGACCGAGAGAGAGAGAGAGAGAAACCAGACCGGAGGACGGUCAAUUAUAGCCUCUCUGCCAAGCCUCGUUAUUUCGUCUGCUCCUUCUCCCUCCUUCAUUUUUUUUUCUACUUCUUCUUCUGCGAAAAAACAACACGCACUUCUUCUUCUUCUUCUUCUCGGUUUCUGAAGGAACACUACAGCGAGAAGCACGCCUCUUUUUUUUUUUCUCCUUUAUUAUUUUUUUUUUUGUGGCAAUGGACUCCUCUUGUUCGGGCGACAAAACGAGCAGCGAAGCAGCGGCAGUCAAACGGGAACCGUCCAGUGGAAAUACUAUCUGAUAACUCCAUUUGCUCUCGCUGCCUUGUUUUUGUUUUUUUUGUUGUUUUUUUCUUUCUUCCGUCCGUCCGCCCGCCGGGGGUGUUGAAAACAAACCAACCCGAGCUCGCAGAGGGGUUCGAGCCGUUGGAGAGAGGAGGCCGACCGCGCGCGAUAGUGUGUCCGCAUUUCACCUGUACUUUUCCCCGGGACUGUUGCAGCUCUCCCCCCCUCCUCCACCUCCACCUCCUCCACCUCUUCACCUGUUUACGUUCCUGCGCCUCCACUCGUUAACUUUACAGCCAUUACACUCAAGAGAGACAAACGAGGGACAAUGGUGAAUCCUGGAGGCAGCAGCCAGCCACCACCGGUGGGCACAGGUUCUCUGUCCUGGAAGCGGUGUGCAGGCUGCGGGGGCAAAAUCGCAGACCGUUUCCUCCUUUACACCAUGGACAGCUACUGGCACAGCCGAUGCCUCAAGUGUUCCUGCUGCCAGGCCCAGCUGGGCGAAAUCGGCACGUCGUGCUACACAAAAAGCGGCAUGAUCCUGUGCAGAAACGACUACAUCAGAUUAUUUGGAAACAGCGGAGCUUGCAGCGCCUGUGGUCAGUCCAUUCCAGCCAGUGAACUGGUGAUGAGGGCGCAGGGCAACGUGUACCAUCUCAAGUGUUUCACAUGUUCCACCUGCCGGAACCGGCUCGUCCCCGGGGAUCGGUUCCACUACAUCAACGGCAGCCUGUUCUGCGAACACGACAGACCCACAGCACUCAUCAACGGCCAUUUGAGUUCACUGCAGACGAACCCGCUACUGCCCGAUCAGAAGGUGUGUUAGGCAGGAGCCGCACAGGAAGCAGGAUGUGUGCCUUCAUUUUAGCCCUUACUCAUUGUCACCCGAGACAGCGUGGAUCAGCAGCACCCCGGCCUUUUUAGCUGUGCUCCCAGGCCCUUUGCCCCACAGGAAUCCUCCAGCCCAUCUCACCAAGUAACCUGACUUUUUAUUUCUGCAACCCCAUGCCCAACACACUCAGCCUUCAGCCGCGGCUUUUUUCCCCAAAUACGGGCGGAUACUUGCACUUAACGCACCUGAAUCAGGACGCUGAGGACUCCAUGACCUUGGAUUAAGUAAAAAAAAAAAAAAAAGAAAAGAAAAGAGAAAGAGACCGGUCAAAAUCCAAGGGGACUCUUGAGGAAGAGAAAAUUAAAUAACACACACACGAGAGGAUGUUGUGACUGAAGAGAGGGAAAAAAGACUAUUGAGGUUAAAGAGGUGCAGACUUUUUAACUCUGCAUAUUUGUUUAAAAGACAUUUGGGGGGAAAACCGGGAACUUUUCAUUUUUUCCUCUAUUCCUUUUCUAUCGUCAUUUCCCAGCAACAUGGUGUUUCCACUUUCUAUAUUUUAAGUGUUGUCAAAAGGGGAAUGUGUUUUGUUUUUUUUUUCCUUUUUUCUUUUGGUGGUAUAUACAUAUAUAUAUUAAAAAAAGGGGGUUUUAAAAAAACUGUGGCUUUUUGUGGAAAAACAAAUCAUGAACACUCUCUUGGUGUAUUUGUAAAACUACCAUGUAUGUACAGUAUGCAUGUAAAUGUUGUUGUCCAGGCGUGGCUACAGUACAUCUGAACCCUCCGCACUCAGCUCCAGUCCUCCCUCGUCCCCCUUCCAAAAACCCUGAACCCAUGGAAAACCUGAAGAAAAUGUGCUCAUAGUCAGUAAUGUAGAGAUCAUCACCAACAUAUAAAUGCUGAACGAAAGAGAAAUUUAUUUGUGAUAUUUUCCGAGACAUUUGCUCCAGUAUGGUGUAUUUAAUUAAUAAAAAUAUUGAAGAUUUAAAAA
Acanthopagrus latus (yellowfin seabream) is the source of this 2164-nucleotide messenger RNA. RefSeq names its product LIM domain only 4b (gene lmo4b). Bases 670 to 1167 code for a protein of 165 amino acids. The record is from RefSeq and is a predicted model, not a curated record. The transcript is spliced from 5 exons. NCBI's taxonomy places the organism in Eukaryota, Metazoa, Chordata, Actinopteri, Spariformes, Sparidae.